Messenger RNA from Sphaerodactylus townsendi, 775 nucleotides. RefSeq names its product sortilin-related receptor-like. The transcript is spliced from 4 exons. NCBI's taxonomy places the organism in Eukaryota, Metazoa, Chordata, Lepidosauria, Squamata, Sphaerodactylidae. The coding region runs from base 230 to 775 and encodes 181 amino acids. The record is from RefSeq and is a predicted model, not a curated record. Gene Ontology annotation, molecular function: protein binding.
UUGUCCGCCAGCUACACAGAGUACCUUGACAUGCCCCAGUGGGUUUAAAUGUGAAGAUGGGGAGACUUGCUUCAAGGUGGCGGAGCGGUGUGACGGUUUCCUGGAUUGCUCAGAUAGCAGUGAUGAGAGAAAUUGCACUGAUGAUACCUUGGUCUAUAAAGUGCAGAACCUCCAGUGGACAGCCGACUUCUCAGGGGAUGUUACUCUAACCUGGACUCGGCCUAAAAAGAUGCCAGUUGGAUCCUGUGUCUACAAUAUCCACUACAGGGUGGUUGGAGAAAGUGUGUGGAAAUCUCUAGAAACCCAUAGCAACAAAACCAGCAGCGUCUUGAAAGUAUUGAAACCAGAUUGCACAUACCAGGUCAAAGUUCAGGUCCAGUGCCUGACCAAGGGUUACAACACCAAUGACAUCAUCACCUUGCGGACCCCAGAAGGAUUGCCGGAUCCUCCCCAGCAUCUUCAGUUGUCGUCAAAGAGAGAAGCUGAAGAUGUCGUGAUUUGCCAGUGGGCACCGCCAGCUAAUAGCCAUGGCCUGAUAAGAGAAUAUGUUGUAGGUAUCAUUAAGCUGCAUUCUGACGCCAAUCCCGAGCGGGAGACCUUUGUGAACGUAGAGGAAGUUAUGAUAGCAUUGCUGGGAAGCACGGAUCUGUGUCCUUUGAUUAUGUGGUGGGUCGUGGGUUCCCAGUUCGGUCUCAGCUCUGGCCCUGGUGGAAUGCUCUGUCAAAUGAGACCAGAACCUGCAGGUCUGCAGCUAUUCUGCCAGGCCUAUGGUUGA